This is a messenger RNA of Cinara cedri, 6977 nucleotides long. The record is from the annotation of a GenBank genome assembly. NCBI's taxonomy places the organism in Eukaryota, Metazoa, Arthropoda, Insecta, Hemiptera, Aphididae.
GUACAUGUUACGAUUUUACAAUAAAUGUACUAUGUGUAAACAUGUUCAUGCAGUGAAAAUUAAUAUGCCAGAUGAAAAUGAUUGUACUAACCUAAUGGAUACAAAUGAAAUUUGUAUGAACAUGUCUGAUAUACAGCAAAUUAUCGAUUCAUCAGCAGUUAGCAUUGCAAACAAAAUUCAGCAAUUUAAUAGCAUGUUUCCGUGAGCUUGUCAUAGGUGGUCCGCGGUCCCAUAGAUUUUAUAUUAUUUUUUUUUGCUCGUUCAUUUCAAAAAAAAGAAAAGAAUUACGAACAAAUAUAGUAUCCACUGUGUUUUUCCACUUUUAAAAGUGUUUAUCAAAAUAAUGAAUAAUAUUAUUAACGUUAUAACUGCGGACGAUCGAUUGGUGUGUUUCAACUUUUGUAAGUGUGUAGGUACUAAAUGUUUAUUACUUAGAUAAAAGUAUUUAUUAAAUACCAUUAAAUAAUAAUUUAUUAAAUAUUAUUAUUGCGACCGAUAAUUGUUUACCGAUUGCACAGUUUCUCAAAUAUUUAGUUAUGAGAUUAAUCGAAUUUUAACGGUUUUACGUAUUUUUACUGAGUACACAACUCUAAUUGGAUGAACUUUCCCAACGAUUCAUUUUUAAAUGAACUAAUAUACAAAUAUUUACAAUACAAUAUUUUUUUAUUUUAUUUUAUACAAUAUGUUGGUCUAUCAUGUAGUAUUUAUUUUGUAAUAAACCAUACCUAAAAUCAAUUUAAACAUGUGAAUUAUAGACUAAAUUAAUCUUAGAGAUGGAUACUAUGUUCCUAAAUUUCGUAAGAAAUUGUUUCCAUUAUAAUCAAAAUAAUAAUUAUUUACAAUUUUGUUUCUCCUGAACAAUUUUUAAAAGUGGACUUAUCUGGUUGUUACAAGGAGCCCUUCAAUUGAGGUGGUCAGCGACCUAUUUAAAAUUACCGAAAUGGUCCGUAGUGGUAAAAAUGUUGGGAAACACUGCUCUAGACGCUUAUUCCUAAAAGUGCCUUCAUAGCUCACCGUGAAGCGUGAUAAUUUACAACCACUAUCUAAAAACCACAUGGUUCAACCAAUCACAGUCCUAGAAUAUUUCACGGUUAGCUGUGAAGGCGCCUUUAGUUCAUGAUUCGUUAAUAACCCCAGCAAUAUAACCAUAGACAAUAAAGAACUUCCUCUUUUAUCAAUGAAUCGAUAAGAAUGUUCUGCUAACAGAUAUUUAUACUGUAUAUACUAUAUACUAUGGUAUAGAUAUCUGUGACAUACUCGAAUAUAUAUUAUUUAUGAUAAAAGCUUUAUUCAAGGUCUAAUACUAUUCAUUUCAUAGAAUAUAAUAUACACCAUUCAUUGUACAUAGUGGUUAUCACAAUGUUGGUAAAUUGUUAUCGAGGUGGACCAUAGAGUAAUAUUACUCUAUGAGGUGGACACCUUAUUUGUUAUUAGUACGUUAUCAACGAAGAAAACUCGGUAGAUGGAAACGUUCUGAACUCGUACAAAUGGCAAAUCCUUUUUUAAUAUAUUAUAAUUUAUAACUUUAAACUUGUUAAUUGUUGGUUAAGAAUGGAACGACUUGUCUGGGUUUAUUGUUGUAUUGUUUUGUUUUUAUUCAAAUAAAAACAUAAUCAUCACAUUAUUAUUACAACAUACAAUAUAAAAAUUUCUAUUUUUUUUUUAAAUCCAUGGCUUUAACUUGAACUAUUGCUAUACUGCUUAGUUCACCGCCAUUUAUAAAAAAAUUGAUUUUAAACAAUUAUUUUGCUUGAUGUUAUGGAUAAAAAGUGGUAUGUAGUUGCUGUUUAAGUUGGUAAAUAUAAUACAUAUUGCUGGUUAUUUGUCGAACAUACAUAAUUAUCAACAUCUUUUUUUUAAAUUUCUAGCAGUGUACAAAAAUAGACUAGAACAGAAGACUUUUAGAACUUGUUUACAUCAUAUAAUUUUGCAAGUUUGUUUUACACAAUCAAAAAAAUACCAUAGGAAAAUAGAAUUAAAUACAUUUUAUGUAUAAGUCAAAUCUCUUUUUAUACAUUUUAAUAAGUACAUAUUUUUAUUUCAAUAUUUUCGCUGACAAAUUUUUUAGUUCAAUUAAUAAUACAGCAUUUCUGGAUUUAAAUUUAUUUUUAAUUUUUAUUAUAAUAUGUUUAUUAUAAAUAACCAUAUUAUAGGUUUAUAAUAUGGUUGUUAACUAAAAAUUCACAUUUUUUUCCACCAAUUAGUCUAUUUUUCUAAUUUUCCCUUUAGUAAUUUUAUUUAUAGGUAGAUAGAUUACUCACUGCAUAUAAUAUGAUAUGUAACCUUUCGGGUACACCAAUGUAUUCACAUUUCAGUGUUUGGUGUGCUUCUAAAUGGUUGACUUCUUCUAGCUGCGAUGUAUUUUAUUUUUUUAGUUAGGUAUUCAUUAUUAUUUUGCACAUAAAUCCAUAUUUUGGGUACUUAAGUGCAUAUUUGGUAACUUUUAUUUUUUCUACUCUAUGACUAAUAAUACUAAUUAGGUAAUUAUUUUUUUAAAUUUUAUUACAAAUAUUGAUUAUAUUAUUGUGUAUGUUCAUUGUUUGUUGAAUUUAGGUUGUUUUUAAAAUUAAAAUUAAUAAAUGCUGAAGGUGUUUAUCUAUAAUAAUUUGAAUACAUCUAUUAAUGUCGUUUUUAUUAGAUAUAAAAUAUUAUGUUAUGGCCAUCAUACCAAAUAUUUAUCAUUUUUAUCAUUAUGAAAAAUGUACUUCAAAAAAUGUACUUCAAAAAAUGUAUUUAAAUAUAAUUAUUAUAAAUACUAAAUUAGAAAUAAAAUAACAUUAAAAUUUAAAAUAUUAGUAGGUAGGUUAUCUAUAUUUAUAUUGAUUAGGUACCUAUUCAAAGUCAUUAAACAAUUAAUUAUAUGUUCCUAGGUUGUAAUAAUUAUUACAACUAUUAUAAGUAUAAUAUAUGCCUAAAUGAAAAAUAAAUACAUUUUUAAACUAAAAUAAUUUUUACUUAUUUAUCUUUAGUAAUUAGUAAGUUUUAAAUUGUUGACUGUUUACUUAAUAAAACUGACGUCAUGUCAUAUGCCCUUGAAACUUAAGUGUAUCUUAUCCAUAUCCAUUUUAUAGUUCCUGUUACAUAUUUGUGUUCUGAAUGUAUAAUAGUAGGUAAUUUCUUAUUUUUAUAGGUAUGGUAUAUUUCUUUAGUAUUAGGUAAAACAGUUUUCUUUUAGAAUUAUAAAAGCAAAACAUUUAAUUGGUGUCCUUCAUUCAAAUUUUAAAGUCGUAAAUAUUUAAUCAUAAUUAAUUUGAGUGCUAAAUAUAUUAUAAAAUUAAUUAUCUUAGUAUUAGUGGUAGCAUAAUGUGUUAACCAAAAUACUAGGGUUUAACUUUAUAAAUAAAAUAAAGUUAUUUAUUUUUUAUCCUAAAUAAAGAUUACUAGUUAGCAUAAAGUUGUAGAAAACAGUUUUAUUCUGUAUCAUACAUUUUUUUUAUUUUAACUCAAAUUCAAUUAAAUCUAAUAUACUUAAUGUAAUGUACUUUUAACUAUUAUUUAUUACAAUAUAGGUAUUAUUAAAUAUAAUAUAUUUAUUGUGUUUUUUUUAUUUUUUAGAAUAUUUUAGAUAAAAUAUUACUGGUUAUAGUAAUAAUUAUUCAAAAAAUGGAUAAUACUUCAAAAAGCAAGUUUGUUUUGUUAACGGGUGGCGCAGGGUAUGUUGGUAGCCAUACUAUUAUACCUUUAAUUGAAUCCGGGUAUGAGGUGGUGGUCUUAGAUAAUUUGUCAAAUGCAUGCAAAGGUAUGUAAUACUGCACUUUAAUAGUUUCCUUCAAACAAUUUUUUACAGCAUUUUGUAUCUUCCAUUAUACAAUUAAUAAGUUUUGUUUAUAAUAAAAUCAAUACAAAUUAAUUUGUGUUUUGAAAUAUUGUAGUUGGUUUGGUUAUCUAAUAUUUAACACUUACUGUAUGAUGAACAUUUUUUAAAUCAUAGUAAGACAUGAUUGUGAAUUAAUGUAUUUUUGAGUUCAAAAUAAUCGCAAGGGGUGUACUAAUUUUUCUUAAGACUUAUAGUCCUUUUAUUUUUCUAAUUUAAGCACUAAAUUUAAAUAAACGUUUAUUAUAUUGAUUUCUUUUGAUUUAUUAUUUUUUGACAAUAUUUUUCUAUCUAAUCUUACUAUGGUUUAUUUGAUACUUUGGCUUCUUUAACUUAAAUAAGUACUCACAAAGUAAUUAGCACCAUAAUAAUCAUUUUCCGGGGACGAUUUCUGCUGUAUUUAUAUUCCAUAGAUAGAACGCUGGAUAUUAACAUUUAUUUGAAUAUAUAAAUAAUACAAUAUUUAUUUCUAUGUAUACAUUUUUUAUUUAUAUAUUUAUUUACGAGUAUUAACUAUUUUAAUAAUUUUUGUUUUUACUUUAUUAUUUUAUGAUGAUAAUAUGUUUAUCAAAUAAAUUUGUGACGCUACUGUUUAUUCAGAUAUAAAAUAUCUGAAUAAAAUUAUAAAACUAAAAUAUCUAAUCUUUUUUCAAAUAUUUUUAAAAAUGGAAUUCUUAAACAAAAAUGAUGCAGGAGGUGAAGGAGAAAAACCGGUACCUAUAUCACAAGUUGAAAAAUUAACUGGUAAACAAGUGACAUUCUAUGCCAUUGAUCUCCUGGAUUAUAAUUCACUCACAGAAAUAUUUGAUAAGGUUAGCUGUAUUAUUUAUUUCAGCUAUAUGUAAUUAAAAUAUUAUUCUAACUUGGAUAGGUAAUGUAGAAAAAGCAUAAUUAUUUAUUCAUAUACUAUUUUUUACUUAUUACUUUGGUACUACUCUAAUCAUUAUAUUUCAUUAUUUGUUUAUUUAUAAUUUUUGAUCAUGCAUUCUGAAAUUUAUUUUCAAAGUAUUCAACUACAUAAAAAAAAUUGACAAACAUGAUAACGUAGAUUUUAAAUUAUGAAUUUAAUCUAACAAAACUAAUAUGUUAAUAAUAUAUUUAAGUUUAUUUUUGGGUGCUUAGUAUAUUUGUUAAGUUAGUGAAAUAAUUUUAUAAAUUAUGGCUGCUGUUUAAUUUUAUAUGUACAUUUUAUCUUGAUUAUUUAUAAACUAUGCUAAUAUUUGUAUUAUUAAUAAUAAUCUUCGUUUAAUAAUAUACAUUUCAUUUUGGCAUCUAAUUUAUAAAUUUGACAAACAUAAGUCAUAUUUUAAAAAUAUCACUUUAUGGUUAGUCUUAUAGUUAAUGGAAAUAUUUUAUUUUAUUUGCUAGCAUGAAUUCUGCUGUGUCAUUCAUUUUGCUGGUUUAAAAGCUGUUGGAGAAUCAUGUAUCAUUCCUUUGACUUAUUACCAAGUCAAUGUUUGUGGAUCUAUCAAUUUAUUUCUAGUGAGUUAAUCAUACAAGAAUGCAUUCUAUUGUAUUCUAUAUUAUGUAUAGUUUAAUAUUUGUAGUCAUUAAAGUGAUAAAACUAUAUUUCUAGCUCCAUAUUUGUUUGAUUUCUGACAUUAAAGUUUUACUUAUUUAAUAUUCAAAUAUUUCAUAAUGUUUAUAUUGUCUAAUAGCAUUUAGGUGUAACAUAUUUUUGUAUUUUAUUAGAAGUAAUUUAAUAAUAUUUUUUUUCAUUGUUUAUUUAAUAUAUUUAUUAUUAAUAUACUCAAUUUGAUAGGUUAUGAAAGAACACAAUGUAAAAAGACUUGUAUUUUCAUCUUCGUCAACAGUAUACGGUGAACCACAAUUUUUACCAAUAACUGAAUCACAUCCAGUUGGCCAAAAUUUACUCAAUGGAUAUGCUAAAUCAAAAUAUUAUAUUGAAGGAAUAUUACAAGAUUUGUGCAAUUCCGAUAAAGUAUAUUGUUAAUGGACAAUUAUUACCUAUUGUAAAAUAAUUAUUUAUUGUAAAUGCAUUUAUCAUUAGGAAUGGUUUGUGAUUAUUUUACGAUAUUUUAAUCCAGUUGGAGCGCAUUCUUCGGGAACUUUAGGUGAAGAUCCUAAUGGAAUUCCAAACAACUUAAUGCCAUAUGUUGCUCAUGUAGCUGUUGGAAACAUACCAAAUUUAAAUGUUUUUGGUAAUGAUUAUAAUACUAUUGAUGGAACAGGAGUUAGAGAUUAUCUCCACAUUAUGGAUUUGGCUGAAGGCCAUGUUAGUGCAUUAGAAAAAAUGCUAAAGUCUAAUGAUAGUGGAGCUAUUGCCAUAAAUUUGGGUACUGGGAAUGGAUAUUCUGUAUUACAAGUAAUAAAUUAAAUUUAAAUUUAUUAAAAAAAUAUUUAAUUGUCUAAUAAGAUGUAUUUUAUAUACAUUAAUCAUUUUAACAUUUAAACUAUACAAAAAUGUAGAAAUUGUACAAUUUUAGAUUUAAUUUAUUAUGAUCUAUAUAUUUUUAAUUCCUACAAACUAUUAAAUAUAAAUGUUCAGUACUGAAUAACCUUUAAAAGUUAUGUAAAUAUUGUGUUAUUUUUAUUUUUAGGUAAUAAACAUGUUUAGUGAAGUUAGUAAACGAAAAAUAAAAUAUGAAAUUGUUGGUCGUCGAUCUGGUGAUUGUGGAUCUUCUUAUUGUGAUGCAUCUUUUGCAAAAGAAUACCUUGGGUGGGAAGCUAAGAGAACUUUAAAAGAAAUGUGUGAAGAUACAUGGAGAUGGCAAUCAUUAUAUCCUCAAGGAUUUUCUACCAAAACAUAAUUACUUGCUCAGACUAUAUUCAAAUCAAAGACAAAUUUUUUUAAAUCUAUUUGUUAAUAUAUGUUAAUCAAGAACAAUAAAAUAAUUGUUAUUAGUUAUUUACAUUAAUUAUUUUGAAUAAUCUGAUGAGGCCUAUUAUUCAGUUAAAUAGUUCAUGUAGGAAUAUCUUAGCACUUUAUUUUUAUUUUGUUAUUAGUGUCUAAAGUAAACUUGUAGGUAGGACUAUUUGUUUCAGUCUUUAAAAUUAUAGUUGUUUAGAUAAAAAUCCAGAAGAUUCUUGUUUUUUUUACCAUAUUGAAAAUCAAAAAAUUUCAUUAUUUUUAAAUUCAGUCAAAUUUAUUAUGUGAAGUUUAAAUAAUAAAUUAAAAUAAUAAUUUUAAAAUAAAUUUAAA